AUGUCCAACAUUUGCCUGUCGAUCCGAGAGUUGAAGUUUGAAGAAACAGAAGCAGAAACAAAUUGUGUCGUCGUAAAUAUAAAAUGUCAAACAUUUAAAGUGAAAAAUUCUGCAAAGCUUGCAAAAGAAAUCAAAGAUCUUGGUUGGAUAACAGUUGAGAGUAGCAAGAACAUGCACAUCCGAUUGACUAGCACGCAGUGUUGUGCACAGACAUCGAAAAAUGUCUGCAAAACUCAAAGACAAAGACGUCUUUGA
Molecule: messenger RNA, 255 nt
Organism: Clunio marinus
Lineage: Eukaryota; Metazoa; Arthropoda; Insecta; Diptera; Chironomidae
Source: the annotation of a GenBank genome assembly